ACCAGUAGAAGAGAUGAAAGUAGAACUGCUGAGAUGAAAUCUGUAUUUUGGAUGGUGGUGGUUUUGGGGGUUGCCUUAAUAAUUCACGAAGCUGGAGCUGAUGAAGAAUGCAGCACAGUGACAGCACUGGUAUCAGCAUGUGCCAGCUUCGUGAACUAUGGCACACCAGAUCCAAUUCCAGGUGCACCAUGCUGCGUUGCUAUGACUACCCUAAGCACCGUAGCUAGCUCCACUGGCAUUGAGACUCGACAGUCUGUCUGCAGAUGCAUGAUGGACCUUAUUACUACUUACAACCCAAAUGCUACUGCCAUUGCCACACUGCCUGGUUUCUGUGGUGUUUCUCUUGGUUUCACCAUUGACCCUAACACUGAUUGUGAAUACGUCUAGUGACAAAUUGGUGUCUGGAAAGUGAUGCUGAAGAAAGAACACUUACUUCCACUCUAGUCAAGAAGAGCAGCCUUACUAGAACAGUUUGUAUUUUGUUUUAAAUAUGUUUGUCCAAAUGGAAACUAAACCAAGACUAGUCUUUACUUCCUUUGAUGACUAGCAUGAUGUGAAUAAUACUUGAGAUUGCUCCA
Solanum dulcamara is the source of this 578-nucleotide messenger RNA. Its product is annotated as putative non-specific lipid-transfer protein 14. Gene Ontology annotation, cellular component: membrane. The transcript is spliced from 2 exons. NCBI's taxonomy places the organism in Eukaryota, Viridiplantae, Streptophyta, Magnoliopsida, Solanales, Solanaceae. The record is from RefSeq and is a predicted model, not a curated record. Gene Ontology annotation, molecular function: lipid binding. The coding region runs from base 34 to 387 and encodes 117 amino acids. Gene Ontology annotation, biological process: lipid transport.